AUGUUAAAUAAUGCACCACCUGGCACUCUUGGUAUGGCUGCUUCUCGUAGAUGGUCCAAUGCCAAACUUUCUAUGAAAUUUCUAAAACAUUUCAUUUCCAUAGUGAAACUCUCUCUGGGCACUGAGGUACUGCUUAUUAUGGACAACCAUGAAAGUCAUCUCUCACCGGAAGCAAUAAAUCUGGCUAAGGAAACUGGUAUCAUCAUUUUGACUUUCCCUCCCCAUACCAGCCACAAAUUACAGCCAUUGGAUAGGACCGCCUUUGACCCCAUGAAGACACACUAUAAUAACGCAUGCAGGGACUGGAUGCUCAGUAGUCCUAGAAAGACAGUUUCUAUUUAUGAUGUUUCUGCACUAAUGGGCAGGGCAUUUCCUUUGGUUUUCACUACAAACAAUAAAACUGCUGGUUUCAGGUUUACUGGCAGCUGGCCAUUCAAUGAAGAGGUGUUCAGAGAAGAUGAAUUCUCACCUGCAGAAAUGACAAAGAAGCCAUAUCCUGGAAGAGCUGGUGAAAUCCAGUCACCAGAAUGA
Schistocerca serialis cubense is the source of this 531-nucleotide messenger RNA. RefSeq lists its product as uncharacterized. NCBI's taxonomy places the organism in Eukaryota, Metazoa, Arthropoda, Insecta, Orthoptera, Acrididae. The coding region runs from base 1 to 531 and encodes 176 amino acids. The record is from RefSeq and is a predicted model, not a curated record. Gene Ontology annotation, molecular function: nucleic acid binding. The transcript has a single exon.